Molecule: messenger RNA, 3634 nt
Organism: Coffea eugenioides
Lineage: Eukaryota; Viridiplantae; Streptophyta; Magnoliopsida; Gentianales; Rubiaceae
Product: protein THYLAKOID ASSEMBLY 8-like, chloroplastic
Exons: 2
Coding region: 128-928 (266 amino acids)
Biological process (GO): Group II intron splicing; chloroplast organization
Molecular function (GO): RNA binding; protein binding
Source: RefSeq, a predicted model, not a curated record
CUUAUUUUUUCUUGCAACAAUCAGCUGUACAGUAAAAAGAGAAUCAGAGACGGAGGAGGCGGUCUUUUCCCACCCUUCUCCUCCUUGUGGGCUGUGGCUCGGCUGGUGGCUGCGUUGUGGGACAACAAUGAAUUCAGGUAUGACCCAGAUAUCGCACUCGCCCACUGCCAGCAGGCUUAAUUCCGCUUGGAUUGGGAAUGGGAAUUUAAUUACGCAUGGGCUAGGGCUAGGACUAGGGGGAGAAGCAGCAAACAAUAGCAAUAGUAGAAAGAAUAGAAACAAUGCACUUGUAACCAUCAUGAGAGACAGAAGCAAUAACAGGAAGCCGCUGCAGAAAGGCCGGAAUCUCAGCAUCGAAGCCAUUCAAACGGUUCAGGCACUCAAGCGGGCCAGAGCCACUAGUAGUUGUCCGCUGGAGCCUGCCCUUGAGACCACUUUUAGGCGCUUGCUCAAGCUCGAUAUGAUAGCCGUUCUACGCGAACUCAUUCGCCAGAACCAGUGUUAUUUGGCUCUUAAGGUUUUCGAAGAAAUUCAGGAGGAGUAUUGGUAUAGGCCUCAAAUAUCACUGUAUGCUGAAUUGGUCUCACUUUUGGGAAGCAAUGGUUUGCUUGAAGAGGUUGAACUGCUUUUCAUUAAAUUGAAGAAGGAACCUUGUUUAGAGCCUGAUAUUAACGGUUUUAAUGCAUUGCUGGAGAUUUUAGCAAAUUUCAACCUCACUGGACUUGCAGUUGAGUGCUUUUACCUGAUGAAAUCUAUAGGCUGUGACCUGGAUAAGUUGUCAUUCAAGAUAUUAAUCAAUGUUUUAGAGUCAAAUGAGGAAGCAAGUCUUUCAGCUUUUUUUCGACUGGAAGCCCAGAAAUAUUUUGGUCAAUCUCUAAAUUUUCAAGAGAAAGGAGAGGGAGAAGGAUAUUCUUUGAGCUCAAACUGACUUGGUUACUCUUGCAGGAGCUGCUAGAUGCAAUCUGAUAGCACCUCCCAUUGCAAGUGUUUAGCAUGUUCUACCCUGUCAGGAAAAAGUUCUUGCACUUUUUUUUUGUUUAGCGGCUAGGAGCUAUUUAAAUAUUUGUAGCCAAAUUUACCGGUGACUUUAAACUCUUUACUUAUGGAGACAAGUGCAAUGGUUAUGCUUUGCGGCUAAUGCUUUUCAAACCAUGAAAUUUAAUUUGGUAUUGGUUGCAAGUGCACGAAAUGAUGCAUGGCAUCUAUAUCUUGAACAAUAAGUGCCUGAAAAUACUUAAAUUUCAGGAUGCAAACAGAUCAAAAUGAUUGUAGAAAGAAGAAAUGGGAAAAUAAUAGAAAAUAGCUAACCCAUGGUUAUGUGAGCAAUAUAUGCCAUCUCCCCCACAAUGGUCACAUGAUGGACAGUCAUGAGGUUGACAUGCAUAUGCCCUUCCUGCCAUAAAAUACACUGCAUUUUUUGGUCUUUCUUUGCUGUAUCUCUACAUUGAUCUUGACGUACACUUUAGAGUGGGUGGGAUACGACUUCUGAACAUAGCUUACCUCCGUUUGAUAAUGUCAAACUCAAGACCAUUUGUCUGACCAAAUCUCUGUUUUAUCAGGGAAAAAUUGUAAUAAGGGCUGCCCAUGAGUCUGAUGCUGCAUCGCUGAUUCUAUACCCAGUUUCUACACAUAGUUAUCCAUCCUGUUUUUGAUCCUUUCAUUUUUCCUGCAGAGACUUCACCAUUCACCCCAUCAUUGGUGAUUAGGACUUGCACAAAGUAUGAACUUCCUGUCAACUCCACAUUUUUCCCUGGAUUAAGAUCCACCUACAAUGGGCAUUGCAUCUGAGACAUAUGGUGUAGACUAAUUCAGUCCAAGAAUUUGUUAAUUGAAUUGGUUAGUAAUAAAACCAAAUAAUUGAUACCAUUAAUAGAAUUGGAACCACGUUUUCUGCUAUUGCUGCAAUUUUUGUACCAGGUGACAUCCCGCAUUGUGAUCAAGGAACUUCCACCAAUGCCCAUCGUAAUUUGGGGCAGAAAUCAGUGGCAGUUAUAGUGAUAGGUGGGCCACGUGGCAAACACCACAAGACAUGGUUCAAAACAUCUCACCUGAAUACAGCCUCCACAGGUAUUUCCUCUAUUCAGCAUGCUGCUUGGCCCAGCAAUACACUCUCCCAUAGCUGGUUUUCUGGAAAUCUUUGUAGCUGCAAAGCUGCUGGUAUUACAUGGAGUAUACAAUGUAAAGGGAGUGAUGAGUAUACAACCCUUGCGAUGUUCUAUGGCAGAGAACCAAAGACCUUAUCCAUGGACUAUGUUCCAUUCUUAAGUUGAUCGUUUGAAAAAAGAGGAAGAAGGAUUAGAUAUUCGACAUCUCUCUCAACUAAACCAGGCAACUCUGGCUAAGGUUGGUUGGAAGUUAUUGAUUGAGGAUGGGUUGUAUGGAAAGAAACUUCAUUUUAGAAAAUAUUGCAAGGAGGAUGGGGACUCUUUGAGUAUGUUGAUGUCAUAUACCUGGAGAAGCAUAGAAGGUAACGCUGAAGUAGUAACACGGCAAGGAAUGAGGUGGAGACUUGGUAAUGGAGAGACAAUAGGAUUUUGGAUUGAUUAGUGGUUGUUCAAUGUACCAAUCAGUGAGUGGAUGUUUCAAUCCCAGAAGAACAGUGCAAUAAAAGGGCGGUGGAAUAAAUGAUUGGAAUUGGAUAAUGCUGCAGGGACUACUCCCUUCAUGUAUCAAAGAUGAAGCUCAGAUCCAUUAUUCUCAUCCAGAAUCCUGAUAUUUUGGAUUUUCUUCGAUGUUGCCUGUCUGAAUCAGGAGCAUAUACCGUCGAAUCAGCUUAUGAUCAGCUUAAUGGAUCUAAUAGGAAUCUAAAUGAAACUUAGCGUUGGAAAAGAGUGUGGGAAGGAAGGGGAUCAGAAAGGUGCAAUGUGUACUGCUCUGGCUCUAGUUGCACAAUCGAUUGAUGACCCGUAACCUUAAAUUUCAUAUGCAUUUGAUUGAUACUGAUAUUUGUCCUAAUUGUGCAGGUUUGGAAAGCAGGUCUCCGUGGGAAUUGUAGAUGGGCAGCCAGUGUGCGGCAAAUGCUGGUCAAGAAGAAGGAUCGGCAACAAUUCUUUGAAUUUUUAAUUACUAACCUUUUGUAUAGUGCUCGAGUGGAAGUGGAAUCUAGAUUUUCGUCAUGUCAUUCACCAUAUUCGGCGGUGGAAGUAUAUUCAUGAAAACUAAAUAUGCCGUCUACAGGUCAUCCGGAGUUGAGAUUUUCGUCAUUCUUUUUGGGGGUUCUGCCGUCCGCGCCCACACGAUGCAUUUUCCAGAAAGCGUGAGUCAUGCUUAGCCCAUGAAAUAUCAACAACAGAUUCAAAAAAGCUGCUAUUAGUUGAUAUCUCAUAUUGAUAUUCCAAGGGUUUUCGGCCAUAUAUAAAAGUUGUUAGAUCACUUCACUCAUUGUCAAUUGAUUUUGAAAUGGCAGUUCAUGUUCUCUAAAAUGGUAUUAGAGCUGGGCUUUGAGUUUAUUUGUUACCUUGUGAGUUGUAGUUUCACUCGUGAUUCAGUUAUCUUGUUUAUAGUUUCUCUCGUGACUUGGUUUUAAGCCCAUUUGUCAAGUCACGAUUGUAAGGGGGUGUUAGUAGAAUUUUUCACAUUGAUAUUCUAAAGAUUUUCAAUCAUAUAUAAAAGUUGGUGUUAGUAGAAUUUUUCA